Molecule: messenger RNA, 1326 nt
Organism: Penicillium antarcticum
Lineage: Eukaryota; Fungi; Ascomycota; Eurotiomycetes; Eurotiales; Aspergillaceae
Exons: 8
Coding region: 1-1326 (441 amino acids)
Biological process (GO): carbohydrate transport; transmembrane transport
Cellular component (GO): membrane
Molecular function (GO): carbohydrate:proton symporter activity
Source: RefSeq, a predicted model, not a curated record
AUGGGUUUGAAGCCGUAUCUUGGCCUUCGCGGUAAUUCGCUCCUCAGAGCAGCAGUCGCACUGGUCGUUUUCCCAAUAUUCACCUGCUAUGGCUAUAAUAUGAGCGUGGCUGGUGGUCUUUUAACACUGCCCGCUUUCAACAAACAGUUCUCUCGCAUGGACACGUUCAACACGGAGGAAGACUUGAAGGCGGAAAAUUCGACUGUUCAAGGCACAGUCAUUGCUCUCUACACUGUCGGCGGGAUCUUCGGAGCCUUGUCAUGCGCACAUCUAGGUGAUCGACUAGGGCGGAAGAAGUUCAUAUUCUGGGCCAGUUUCUUUUGUAUGAUUGGCUGUAUUCUGAUGGCAACAUCCUUUAAUUUCGCCCAGUUUAUCGUUGCAAGGCUAGUUCUUGGCGCCGGCAUUGGUGGAUACACCGCUAUCGUGCCAGUUUGGCAGUCUGCGAUCUCACCAACACACAAGCGAGGCUCAAAUUUCGUUGAUCUCGGAUUUUUCUUCGUGAAGGACAACUCCGCAUCAUGGCGAUUCCCUCUUGCCUUCGCGGCCAUCUUAUGUAUCCUGGCUAUGGUUUCUAUCCCGGUGCUACCAGAGGCUCCCCAGCUGGAACCCAAUUCGGACGAGAUCACCAAUGUCAUCCAUAAUGUCCAAACUACUCUCGCUGUCUCCGGAAAUACUUCCUGGACCGCUAUGUUUAUAAACGAUGAGCAGCGGCUAUUCCAUCGUGCAUAUAUUGCCUGCACUGGCCAGUUCUUUCAGCAGAUGUGCGGCGUAAAUCUAAUUACCUACUAUGCGACCAGUACCUUCCAGGAAUAUCUUCGCAUGGAUGAUUUGAAAUCCCGUAUCCUCGCUGCUGCCAUGGGUUUGAUGCAGCCGUUCGGCGGCCUCCUUGCCUUUUUUACUAUUGAUAGAGUGGGUCGUCGGCCGCUCAUGACAUGGAGUGCCCAGGACAACAGUGCUGCCUUGGUGGUGGCAGUCAUCGCACUUUUCUGUUUCCAAUUCAUCUUUACAGUCGGAUACUCGGGUCUGACGUUUCUCUGCGCUGCCGAGUUGGCUCCUCUACAAGUCUUCAAUUUCCUACUCGCUGAAGUUACUCCCAUCGGCUUCAACACUAUUCACGACAAGUACUACAUUGUCUUCGCGGCAAUUAACGCCAUAAUUGAGAUCGAUGAAAUCUUUGCCCAGUCGAAGAACAUCUUUGACCCACCUCGCGUGGAAAGUCGCAUGCGCAAGACUCUCCGUGCCAGUAACUUCGUCACCCGACCGGAAAUGGAUUUCUGUGGUGAGAAGAACGAAUAUAUGAAGGAAGAAGUCAAGGCUGAAGUCUGA